Molecule: messenger RNA, 684 nt
Organism: Moesziomyces aphidis
Lineage: Eukaryota; Fungi; Basidiomycota; Ustilaginomycetes; Ustilaginales; Ustilaginaceae
Source: the annotation of a GenBank genome assembly
AUGGCGCCCAAGAUCGACCCCAACGAGAUCAAGGGCAUCUUGAAUCACCACCCAGCCGCAUCCUACGCCUUGUCCGCCACUUCGCCCAGCGAUGAUGCGCUCGCAUACAUCCACAGAAGGAGUUUGCCAUCGACUUGGCAUCUGGCUCCAGGAUGGAAGAACCAGCUCGAGCGACUGCCGAUCCAGUUUCUCUCGCGCUGGCUGCCCGUCUCGGUGUCCAUCAUCUACCUCCGUGCCACCGGUGGUGAGGUCGGUGCCUCUUCGGCGCUUGCCCCCAAGAUCGGUCCUCUUGGUCUCUCGCCCAAGAAGGUCGGUGAGGACAUCGCCAAGGCCACCGGCGACUGGAAGGGUCUCCGCGUCACCGUCCAGCUUACCGUCCAGAACCGUCAGGCUGCCGUCUCGGUCGUCCCCUCGGCCUCCUCGCUCGUCAUCAAGGCGCUCAAGGAGCCCCCUCGCGACCGCAAGAAGGAGAAGAACAUCAAGCACGGUGGCAACAUCGCCCUCGAGGAGAUCGUCGAGAUCGCCCGCAAGAUGCGCUUCAAGUCGUUCGCCAAGUCGCUCGCCGGCACCGUCAAGGAGAUCCUCGGCACCGCCCAGUCCGUCGGCUGCACCGUCAACGGCCAGAACCCCCACGCCAUCAUCGAGGGCAUCGACGCCGGCGAGAUCGAGAUCGACGACGAGUAA